UUUUAAUAAUCUUUACAGUUUCACUAGAAAUUACAUAAAAUCAAUUUAUCAACAAUUAAAUCAUGCCUUUUUAGGUUUUAUUCUUACUUUAUUAUAUGUAUAUAUGUAGUAAAAGAUGUGGCAAUUAUUACAGAAUCAAUCAUGCCAUGCCGCAAGACAGAGGUUAUUAUUAACAAAGGGCAAUGGUCCUUUCAUGAAUAUUGUAAAAAAUAAGCCGACAAAUGUAUUUCAACGCCACAUUUCCGACGUGAAGAAAAGUGCAGAAAACAGUGCAAAGUCUGGUGUUUUAUUAGUUUGUAGCCCUUGGAAGUUAUGUACUGGAGUUAGUAUAGGUUUAGCAGCUCGUUUAUUACUAAAUAAUGGUUCGGUGUUCUGCAAAGCGCAGCAUUCCAGAGUGAUUCAGAGGAGAACGAAUAUUCAGGAUGAUCGUGCUAAGUUUGACUGGAGGAGGUUUUUUGAGUAUUUAAAACCUCAUAAAUGGUUGCUGGCUGCCGCUGUGGCGUCAGCAUUGGCGGUUGCAUUUCUAAAUGUCUACAUUCCGGCAAUGCUUGGUGUGAUUGUUAACAUUUUGGCUAGUAUGAAGAGCAAUCCUAGUGCAGACUUCAUUGAAGAGAUAAAGUUCCCAGCUUUAAAAUUAGUAUCUUUAUAUAUAGGACAGGCUGCCUUCACAUUCCUGUACAUUCACUUACUGGCACAAGUGGGUGAGUUAGUAGCGUCCCAAAUGAAGCAAGACCUGUUUGUUUCAAUAUUGCAGCAGGAUAUGGCAUUCUUUGACCGUGAGAGGACAGGUGAACUAGUCAAUAGGUUAACAGUAGAUGUUCAAGACUUCAAAAGUUCAUUUAAACAAACAAUAUCUGGUGGACUAAGAGCUAUAACGCAGGUGAUAGGUUCAGCUGUGAGUCUCCUAAUAAUUUCUCCACAAUUGACUGGCUUGACGUUGAUAUGCGUGCCUACGGUCGUUAUCGGCGGAACGUUCAUAGGCUCUUUAUUGAGGAAGCUGUCCAGAGAAGCGCAAGCACAGAUAGAAAAAGCAACAUUAGUUGCUGAGGAGGCAAUAUCAAAUAUACGUACAGUGAGGGCGUUCGCGGGCGAGGAUAAUGAAGCGGACAUGUUUGCGCGGGAAAGUCAAGCAGCCGCCGAUCUUAAUAUGGAGUUAGGGCUUGGAGUUGGUUUGUUCCAGGCCGGAACCAAUCUGUUUCUCAAUGGUAUGGUGUUGGGUACGAUGUUCCUCGGUGGCCACCUGAUGUCUUCCGGCAGUAUGUCGGCUGGUGACGUCAUGGCAUUCUUGGUCAAUGCGCAGACUGUGCAGAGGUCUGUUGCGCAACUUUCAUUGCUCUUUGGAUCGGUCGUGAAGGGACUCAGCGCUGGUGGACGGGUCUUUGAGUAUAUAAACAAGGAACCACACAUGGACACGUCUGGCACUAAGGUCAUCAAGUACCAUGAGCUUCAUGGAGAUAUAGAGUUCAAGAAUGUCACAUUCGCUUACCCGACUAGAUCUGAAGUUGCAGUAUUGAAAAACUUUAACCUAAAAAUACCUGCAGGAAAGACUGUGGCCAUAGUAGGUACAUCGGGUAACGGCAAGUCUACCAUUAUAGCUUUAUUAGAAAGGUUUUACGACGUAAAUGAUGGUGAAGUGACCAUAGAUGGUGUCAAUAUUCAAGAUUUGGAUGUUAAAUGGCUGCGGGGACGAGCUCUUGGUCUGAUCAGUCAGGAGCCAGUGUUGUUUGCGACAUCGAUAAAAGAAAAUAUAAGAUACGGCAAGCCGGAAGCAAGCGAUGCUGAGGUAUACAAUGCAGCGAAGACAGCAUACGCCCACGACUUCAUCCUGAAUUUCCCUGAAGGAUACGACACGUUGGUUGGCGAGCGCGGUGUCGCGCUCAGUGGUGGACAGAAGCAACGAAUAGCAAUUGCAAGGGCAGUGUUGAAGAAUCCACCUAUAUUAAUACUAGAUGAGGCUACGAGUGCGCUGGAUUCAGCGAGCGAGCAAGUAGUGCAGGCGGCGCUGGAUACAGCGUCUCGCGGACGUAGCGUGUUGCUGGUCGCGCAUCGUCUCUCCACCGUGCGUGCUGCAGACCUCAUCCUGGUACUACACGGGGGUGUCAUCGUAGAGAUGGGCACACAUGAUCAGUUGAAGAAGCAGAAAGGUUUCUAUUGGAAUCUAAUCAGACAACAAGAUCAGGACUCGGAGACAUCCAGAAACUUAUGAAACUAAUUCAUAAUUAGGUGAUAGCAAAAAUUUAUAGCAAAAUUUUCUUUAGAUAUAUGGAUGUGGUCUAUGCUUGGUUAUAAUAUAAUUAAUUACAGGGUGCAAAGGGAAAGUUUUCGUAAAGUAAAGAUGUGAUUGUACAAGUAGAUAGUGUCGGUGGAUCGGCGACGGCACAUCGCUUUACAUUCGAUUAUUGCGAGUUCUAAUCCUCACACGAUGAAACAAUCGUAUUUAUGAGUACGAUUGUUUGGUCAUUAGUUAUGCCCAUACCAUUCUAAUGCUCUUAUUAGGACCAGAUAUGUCACUUGAAUAGGACACCUCUGACUGAUGAGUCAAUUUUCUAUUGAUGUCAGAUAGAAACCCUGCAUUCUUGAUAAUUUCAACGGAUAAAUAUAAAUGAUAUUAUUAGCUCUAAUCCCUGUUUUUUAUACAUAGUCAAUUGUUUCCUAAACACCUCAAUUUCUGCGAAUUUUAAACGAAACUCAGCUUUUUUUAAAAAUGCAUUUGUGGAAUUGUUAAACUUGCAUUCCAUUUUAAAAUAUCGCUGCAUUUUUCAUUAGGCUCAAGUUAGUUAACUGGGCCCAUAACCUGAUAUUUGUUGACACUUAAUAUAAGUCAAUUGAUAUAAUAAGUAAAUUUAAUUCACUUGAAAUUUGCAUUAGUAAAAUGUUAUAAUAGAGCCACAUAUCAUGACGAGUAUGGAACAGAGAGCGGAAUCUGGGCAAAGUAAAUAUUGCAAGUCUAAAUGGAGAUAAUGACAUUUAAAAAAAAAUUUUUUUUUUGACAAAAUACAGAUUUAAUUAGUAUUAAAUACUGUAAGUUUUUGAUUGCUUAUUUAUUUAUUUAAUAAUGGUAGUAUAAAUGGGUCAAUAGAGUUAUGAUAUAGUUACAAUUGUAACAAAACAGAAAUAAUACAUUUGUAUGCAAUUGUAACAUGUUUGGUUAUUUAUUUUAU
Achroia grisella is the source of this 3161-nucleotide messenger RNA. Its product is annotated as mitochondrial potassium channel ATP-binding subunit. Lineage: Eukaryota; Metazoa; Arthropoda; Insecta; Lepidoptera; Pyralidae. The transcript has 14 exons. The record is from RefSeq and is a predicted model, not a curated record. Bases 116 to 2206 code for a protein of 696 amino acids. Gene Ontology annotation, molecular function: ATP hydrolysis activity; ATP binding; ABC-type oligopeptide transporter activity. Gene Ontology annotation, biological process: transmembrane transport. Gene Ontology annotation, cellular component: membrane.